CCCUGCUGCAGGGCUACGAGAUCCACGUCACCCCCAGCGUCAAGCCGGAGCCCGAGCACAUGAAGGACAUUAUCCAGUGCAGCGGGGGGGUCUUCCUGCCCCACAUGCCUCGGACCUACAAGAACAAGCGCAUCGUCAUCUCCUGCCCCGAAGACCUGCCCCGCUGCCGACCCGCCCGGAGCGCCCGGCUGCCCAUCGCCAGCACCGAGUUCCUCCUGACGGGCAUCCUCCAGCAGGCGCUAGACCUGCCCCCCUACCGCCUGGACGGGCCGCCGGCCCCGCACCCGCCCAGCGCCCCUGCCCCUGCCACCCGGGCGAGCAAGGGGAAGGGGGCGUCGGGUCCUGCCCCCGCCCCACCCGGCUCUGCCAAGAGGCGGCGCUGAGGGGCCAAUGGGCCCUGACCUUGGACCCACGAGCCUUAACCCUGUAAAUACCUCCCUUUUCUAGCAG
Mauremys mutica (yellowpond turtle) is the source of this 450-nucleotide messenger RNA. Its product is annotated as mediator of DNA damage checkpoint protein 1-like. The record is from RefSeq and is a predicted model, not a curated record. NCBI's taxonomy places the organism in Eukaryota, Metazoa, Chordata, Testudines, Geoemydidae. Gene Ontology annotation, cellular component: nucleus. Bases 60 to 383 code for a protein of 107 amino acids. Gene Ontology annotation, biological process: positive regulation of transcription initiation by RNA polymerase II. The transcript is spliced from 3 exons.